AUGGACCCAUCCCCACCAGAGCAAAGCCGCAAAAGGAAACACACGCUGGCGCCGCCAACGCUAAUCUCACUUUUUCUCUACCUCUCCUUCUCCCUCUUCCUCUUCCUCUUCCUCAACUCCUCCUCCCACCACUCUUUUUCCACCCCAACCCCACCACCCCUCCACGUGCACGACCGUAUUCUCUUCCCCGAUCACGUGCUUCUCACGCUCCCCAACCACCACCUCCUUUUCCCUUCUCACCAGCUUCACUGCGUCUACUACAACCUCUUCAACUCUUCAUCCCCACCCAACCCGCUUUUCACCCUUCGCUUUCGCCCGCUUAUCUCAACAGACCGAUACGAUAAGUUUCACUUCAUCGCAAGGUGCCCGCUUCCCGGUAACAAUUUCUCCGCCGUCACUCUCCGUUGGAAGGAUGAUCACCGCCCCUUCCGGUUCCCGGUGAAAACAAUAAUUAACAGCUGGGACAACUUAGCCUACUCCGCCACUCUAGACGGCGACACCGCGGUUGUCUUCGUCAAAGGACUAAACCUCAAACCGCACAAGGCUUCCGACGCCAAUUUAAUCCACUGUCACUUCGGACCCCGAAACGGUGCGUUUUGGCUCACCACGAAAGCCGUUUCCGCCGCGCAGGAAGUCGUGCGGUGCUCGUUGCCGCAGAGCAUUCUUAAGAACCCCGACAUGGCCCGCGGAAUAAGCGUGACCGUGAGUCACGUGCGUAAAAAUAAAAGCGUGCCUACGGUGGCUAGAAUUGGCGGGGACGGAGAAAGAAUAGGGGAGAAGGAGAAGGAGAAAUUUGAACUGUGCGCGUGCACCAUGGUGUGGAACCAGGCACGUGCGAUGAAAGAGUGGGUGAUGUACCACGCGUGGGUGGGCGUGCAGCGGUGGUUUAUCUACGAUAACAACAGCGACGAUGAGAUUGAUGACGUGGCAAGAGAGCUUGAUUCUAAAGGGUACAACGUUACGAGAGUGGUGUGGCCUUGGAUUAAAAGCCAAGAAGCGGGGUUUUCCCAUUGUGGAUUGAAAGCGAAGGAGGAAUGCAAGUGGGUGGGGUUCUUCGACGUGGACGAGUUUUUCUACCUUGGCGAGGGGAAAAAGAAUGCUCUGAGAUCCAUUGUGGCGAAUUUCUCUCCGUCGAAGUCCGUUGCUGAGUUAAGGAUAGGGUGUCAUAACUUCGGUCCUUCGGGGUUGAGGAGUCACCCUAAACAAGGAGUGACCGUGGGGUACACGUGUCGACUCAGGAGUCCCGAAAGGCACAAGUCGAUUGUGCGGCCUGAUUUGCUUCACGUGAGUCUUCUGAAUGUGGUGCACCACUUUGAACUGAGGGAGGGGUUUGAAGCGCGUAAGGUGGCCCCAUAUGUUGCUGUCGUGAACCAUUAUAAGUAUCAAGUGUGGGAAACGUUCAAGGCCAAGUUCUUCAGAAGGGUUGCUACCUACGUGGUGGAUUGGAACGAGGAAGUGAACAUAGGAUCCAAGGACAGAGCACCUGGAUUGGGAACACAAGCGAUUGAGCCACCUGAUUGGCCCUUCAAGUUUUGCGAGGUUUGGGACACUCGCCUCAAGGACUUCAUUCUUUCUAAUUUUUCUGAUCCCAAGACAGGGUUGUUGCCCUGGGAAAGGUCUCUUCAAUAGUGCACAAACCAAAAACAGAGUAUAGCUUUUCUCUUUAUUAUAUUAUUAUUACAGGAUUUUCUUUAAAGUGAUCAUGACACGUGGAAUAUAAGAUGAAAAAUGUAACAGGGUGACAUCAGAAUAAGAUAAAAAGAUUGUAAGAAAGAGAUGUGUAUGUACAUUAUCUUAUAUUAUAUGAUACACACACUCACUCUGAUCAGCUGCUCGUAUCUUUGGAAUUCAUGAAAAAAGCGAAUAUAUAUAUAUAUAUAUAUAUAUAUAUAUAUGUAAAAAAAAAAUUUCUGUUUUUGGGCUCUUUCACUGUAAAUGGAAAAUUUUCAAAUGAAUUUAUAGUAUAUGAAACAAGCUUACGCAGUUCUUAUUAAGCUGUAUCAAGGUUUUAAAUUGCAAUUUGCAACCAUGGUUUUGCUGCGUGUUGCAAUUUGUGGAGCUUAUUAUUAAAA
Cajanus cajan (pigeon pea) is the source of this 2072-nucleotide messenger RNA. RefSeq names its product glycosyltransferase family 92 protein RCOM_0530710. Gene Ontology annotation, cellular component: cytoplasm. Lineage: Eukaryota; Viridiplantae; Streptophyta; Magnoliopsida; Fabales; Fabaceae. The record is from RefSeq and is a predicted model, not a curated record. Gene Ontology annotation, molecular function: glycosyltransferase activity.